Colossoma macropomum (tambaqui) is the source of this 1519-nucleotide messenger RNA. RefSeq names its product transient receptor potential cation channel, subfamily M, member 1b (gene trpm1b). Gene Ontology annotation, molecular function: calcium channel activity. NCBI's taxonomy places the organism in Eukaryota, Metazoa, Chordata, Actinopteri, Characiformes, Serrasalmidae. Gene Ontology annotation, biological process: calcium ion transport into cytosol. The record is from RefSeq and is a predicted model, not a curated record. The transcript is spliced from 7 exons. The coding region runs from base 473 to 1519 and encodes 348 amino acids.
UUAUCUGCCCUUCUCUACUGUCUGUGCGCACCCUGAGCCUAAGAGACGUCCACAACCUGAGUUUGCAUGCUUUCAAGCUCGUUUUUGGGACCAUGGUGUCCUAAAGUAGAUUUACCUUCAAUAACCAUUUAUUAAAUCUCCCUCCAUUAAAGUCGGACGCUUCCAAGAGCCGGGUGCAUUAAGCCUGAUUAUAGUGUGUCAGUCGGAGGAAACGGGGUCUAUGUGUCAAGCUCGUCAUCGAAUGAUUUUAUCCCUCACCGACGUCUAUUCUGUCAGUUAAGAGACAGUGAGCUGAGAGAGAGAGAGAGCGAGAGAUAGCUAGAGAGGGAGAGAGAGAAAGAAGAGAUGAUCCUGCAACUGUGAUAGGUGCUCUAGCUGUGAUAGUGAUACAGUGUGGCUGUGAAAGGGCAUAAGCCUUUUCAUAUGUAUGGCAUAGGCAUGAGUGUAUGAAGAACAAGCUGCAAUUAAAGAGAUGGAGAGGGGAGGAAGGAAAACAGGAGGUUCCUUCAAACAGGCCUCCAUCAAUCGCACCAGUUCUGGCUCUCAGAAGGGCCAGAAAGCUUGGAUUGAAAGGACCUUUCAGAAAAGAGAAUGCAUCCACAUUUUUCCAUCUAAGGAUCCAACUCGGUGUGCCUGUGGUAAUUUGGUGGCUCAGCAUGUGGCAAUUCCAUCUGGCGCUGUCACCAACAAGCCUGCAGUGGACAACCUGCUGGUGCAGGUGGACCCUCCUCAAGAGAAGUGGUCUGUGGCCAAGCACACACAGGCUUUCCCCACCGAUGCUUAUGGCACCAUCGAGUUCCAGGGAGGAGGAUUCAUCAACAAGGCCAUGUAUAUCAGGGUGUCUUAUGACACUAAGCCAGACAACUUGUUGCACCUCAUGGUGAAAGACUGGCACCUGGAGCUACCUACAUUACUCAUAUCUGUUCAUGGAGGCCUCCAGAACUUUGACCUGCAACCAAAACUCAAGCAGGUGUUUGGAAAAGGCUUGAUAAAGGCUGCAGUGACUACCGGAGCCUGGAUCUUCACUGCUGGAAUUAACACAGGGGUAAUGCGUCAUGUUGGAGAUGCAUUGAAAGACCACUCCUCUAAAUCCAGAGGCAAGGUCUGUGCCAUAGGGAUUGCUCCAUGGGGAAUCCUAGAAAGCAAGGAAGAUCUCCUGGGAAGAGAUGUGACCAAACCUUACCAGGCAAUGUCCAAUCCUCUAAGCAAGCUGGCUGUGCUCAGCAGCAGUCACUCUCACUUCAUCCUGUGCGAUAACGGCACAUGUGGUAAAUACGGGGCGGAGGUCAAACUGCGCAGGCAGCUGGAGAAGCACAUCUCUCUGCAGAAGAUUAACACUCGUUUAGGUCAGGGAGUGCCACUCUUGUGUCUGAUCGUGGAAGGAGGUCCGAACAUGAUCACUGUGGUACUGGAGAGCUUGCGCGAGGAGCCUCCCGUGCCUGUGGUGGUGUGUGAUGGCAGUGGCCGUGCCUCAGACAUCAUCUCCUUUGCCCACAAACACUCACAGAAGGGAGGGUAA